This is a messenger RNA of Maniola jurtina (meadow brown), 3869 nucleotides long. It is a transcript of the gene RpI135, whose product is annotated as DNA-directed RNA polymerase I subunit RPA2. The transcript has 21 exons. Gene Ontology annotation, molecular function: ribonucleoside binding; DNA binding; DNA-directed RNA polymerase activity. Gene Ontology annotation, biological process: DNA-templated transcription. The coding region runs from base 121 to 3516 and encodes 1131 amino acids. The record is from RefSeq and is a predicted model, not a curated record. Lineage: Eukaryota; Metazoa; Arthropoda; Insecta; Lepidoptera; Nymphalidae. Gene Ontology annotation, cellular component: RNA polymerase I complex; nucleus.
CGUGUGGUUUAAGUCUGGCACGUGUUUUUAGCAGCGUUUUUUAUCAUUUUUAUGUUAGAAAAAUAGUUAUAUUUGCAAUUUUAUCUGGAUUAUGUCGCGUUAUUUAGACUAAAUAACAUUAUGAAUCGCAAAAAAAUAUUGCAAGAGCCAUCUUUGGCGUAUACAAGUAACCCAAAUUACAGUAAACCUCCAAAAACUCCUAACCCGCAUCUGCAAUGUUUGGGCACACCACACAUCGACUCAUUCAACUACAUGCUACAAGACGGUCUAAAAGCAGCCAUAGCAGAUUUAGUACCUGCAGAAUUCGAAAUGCCUACUGGUGAAAAGAUCAAAAUCACAAUAUUAGAAGGAGUUUUCCUCAAACCAAGCGUCCCGAUAGAGACAGUUGGGGUGAAAAACCACAGGGUUCUGCCGACGGAGUGCAGGCAAAGGGCAUCCACAUAUAAAGGAGAGUUUAAAAUAAGACUGUCUUUCAAUAUUGAUGGGAAGCUUACUUUUAUUGAUAGAUCUUUGGGAUAUUUGCCCAUUAUGCUGAAGUCAAAAAUGUGUCACUUGGCCGACUUAACACCAGAAGAGCUUAUAAAACAUAAUGAGCAUUCAGAUGAGUGGGGCGGUUAUUUUAUUGUUAAGGGUCACGAACGCUUAGCGCGUAUGCUGCUAGUAACUCGACGCAACUACCCCGUGGCGAUCAAACGUCCCAGCUGGAAGAUGAGAGGCAACCUCUUCUCAGAGUAUGGUGUUCUGGUACGGUGCGUCAAAAUCGAUCAGACUAGUACAAACAACGUUCUACACUUCCUCCAGAACGGCACAUGUAAGCUGAUGUUUUCGCACCAUAAAGUGAUGUACUACGCACCAUUGAUUCUCAUCAUGAAGUGUCUAGUAGACUAUCAGGACCACUACAUAUACAGACUGCUGUUGCAUGGGAAGAAAAAUGACUUGUAUUAUGUCAAUUGCAUCCAAAACAUGCUACGCGAGUUACACGAAGAAGGUCUCCACACAUCAGAGGAGUGCCGCUCCUACCUAGGCCGCAUGUUUCGCCCCAAACUAUACGAACUGCCACCAUGGACGACCGACCUGGAGGCUGCAGACUUCCUGCUGCAGCGCUGCGUCAUGAUACACCUGCGGAACUACACUGACAAGUUCCACACUCUGGUGUACAUGGCUCAGAAGGUGUAUGACGUGGUGCAGAACAAGUGUAAGGUGGAAGGCGCGGACGCCGUCAUGGCGCAGGAGUUGCAAGUGGGAGGUCACCUGUACCUGCAGGUCCUGAAGGAGCGUCUACAGACCAUGCUCUCCGUCAUCAAAGCGACGCUGAUCAAGAGGGCUAAGCUGAGCAAGUCGUGCCCUGUUAAUGCGAGAGAAAUACAGCAAAUAAUCCGCGCGGCGGGCAGCCUGGAGCAGAAGAUGGAAACUUUCCUGUCCACUGGAAACGCACCCUCCAACAAUGUGAACCUGACCCAGUACAAGGGUUUGACUAUAGUGGCCGAAAACAUCAACAGGAUGCGGUAUAUGUCGCAUUUCAAGGCAAUCCACAGAGGUUCGUUCUUCAUGGAAAUGCGUACGACAGAAGCUCGGCAGCUCCUACCCGACGCGUGGGGCUUCGUGUGCCCCGUACAUACUCCGGACGGCGCCCCGUGCGGCCUGCUCAACCACCUCACCGCGUCUGCACAGGUCACUCAACCUCCCGACGCAGAGCAAGUAGCGUCACUACCGUUCGUCCUUGAAAAAUGUGGUAUGGAGCCCAUAAGCUCAAUAUCCGAGACCCCGUUGUCCCGCGACGUGUACAAGUACCCCGUGUUUAUCGACGGGCGGCUCGUGGGCUACCUGCCCGAGGACACGGCGGCCAAGUCCACCGCCUAUCUACGGACACUGAAGGUCAAGGGCGAGGACAUACCCAUAUCCACCGAGAUCGUCCUCAUACCUAAGAAACAGAUAUGUGCGCAGUACGCGGGCGUGUUUCUCUUCACAUCGGAAGCUCGUAUGAUGCGACCGGUCAUCAACCUGGCGACCGGACAGUUGGAACUCAUCGGCACUAUGGAGCAGAUGUACCUGGAUGUCGCGGUCACUAACACUGAGAUUAUACAAGGUAAAACUACACAUUUGGAACUAUCAAAAUCAGCUUUUAUGAGCAACCUGGCGCAGCUGGUCCCCAUGCCCGACUGCAACCAGUCUCCCCGUAACAUGUACCAAUGUCAGAUGGGCAAACAAACGAUGGGUACACCCAUCCACACAUGGACAACGAACGCGGAGACCAAGUUAUACCGGCUGGUGACCGGGGCCACUCCGCUGUUCAGGCCGCUGCAGUACGACAACCUGUGGCUGGACGACUACCCCGCCGGCACUAACGCUAUACUGGCCGUUAUUUCUUAUACGGGCUACGACAUGGAAGACGCCAUGAUAAUCAACAAGUCGGCGUACGAGCGCGGCUUCGCGGCCGGCACGGUGUACAAGUCCAACUUUGUGGAGCUCAAGCACGUGUCUUCGUACUUCUGCCGUGACCCCAAGAAACCAGAGCUGGCGUCGCAUAUUGAUGACGAUGGACUACCGGCCGUCGGAGCCAGGGUGCAGCCUGAGGAUCCCUUCUAUUGCUUCUUCGACGGCGAAAAGAGUGAGUUCGUAGUGCAGAAGUACCACGGCAAGGAGGAGGUGUUUGUGGACAGCGUGCGGCUGUGCGGGGACUUCUCGCCCAAAGCGUUGCGGAAGGCGUGCGUCAUGGUGCGGAUACAGCGUAACCCAACAGUGGGAGACAAGUUCGCUUCCCGAGCUGGACAAAAGGGCAUCUGUUCACAAAAGUGGCCCGCUGAGGACCUGCCGUUCACGGAGUCAGGCCUGAUCCCGGACAUUCUGUUCAACCCGCACGGCUUCCCCUCGCGUAUGACCAUCGCCAUGAUGAUAGAGAUCAUGGCGGGCAAAGCCGCGUGUCUCCAUGGACAUGUCCACGACGCAACUCCCUUCCGUUUUAACGAAAAAGACACAGCCAUCAACUACUUCGGCCGCCUUCUAGAAGCUGGUGGCUACAAUUACUACGGCACAGAGAGGAUGUACAGCGGCGUGGAUGGACGGGAGAUGACGGCCGACAUAUUCUUUGGGCUCGUCCAUUACCAGAGGCUGCGGCACAUGGUGUCUGACAAGUGGCAGGUGCGAACAACGGGUGCAGUAGACGCGCUCACCCGUCAGCCAGUGAAAGGGAGACGUCGCGGAGGAGGAGUGAGACUGGGAGAGAUGGAGCGAGACGCCCUGAUAUCGCACGGUGCCGCCUUCCUGCUGCAGGACAGAUUGUUCCACUGUUCCGAUAAGAGCGAGGCAAUAAUCUGCGCAAAGUGCGGCACGCUGCUCGGGCCGAUCACAGGCAGCAUGGACACGGACAACGAGGCCACGUGCAGGCUGUGCGGCGUGGGCGACCUGCAGCGCGUGGUCAUCCCCUACAUCUUCAAGUUCUUCGUCACGGAGCUCGCGUCCGUCAAUAUCAACGUGAAGAUCAAUUGCACCACCAAUUUGUCGAUCAACAGUUGUUAAAGUGAAUUUGUAUAUUAUGUAAUAGCAGUAUCUAUACUAAUAAAUAAAAAUAUUAUGGUGAAUAAAUAUUGAUUAAGAAUAUUAUACGCGUUUAAUUUACAAAAUCAUGUGUAUAGGUUUCUACAACACUUCUAGGUUAGCCCGCUUCCACCUUAGAUCAUCACCAAUCAUCACUUACCACCAGAUGAGAUUGAAGUCAAGGGCGAGCUUGUAUGUGAAUAAAAAAAUCCAGCUACACGCUUGCUAGUGCUUGCUGUGUCGCAAGCAUGUGGAAUAGUGGAUCCGCCAUGAGACCGUAAUUUGUAUUCAAGCGAAAACAUGUAAUUGAGGACUUCGUCUGUGUUGGUGUUAGC